AUUACUUAUUUUACUAAAGAAUAUCCUUGGAUUUAUUUUAAAAAUAAACAUAUUGGAUGUAWGAUCUGUAGAGAUGUAAAUCAAAAUUUAUUAAAUCAAAAAGGAUCACAUGUGGCAUCUGAAUGGUCUAAUGGAGAAGUUUAUUCAUCAGGUUCUACAUUAGAAAAGAAAAAAACUAAUUUAAGAAAAAAAAUUUCUAAAYACAAGAAUUCUGCUGCUCAUUUAAAUGCACAAAAAGUUAUAUUUUUGUCUGAAAAAAAAGUUAUUGAUGAACAUAUUUCAAUGUUGAUGGUGACUGAUCAAGAAAAUACUGCAAGAAUAUUUCGCACAGCUUAUUUAAUAGCUAAAAAUCAACGCCCUUAUACAGAUAUGCCAAAACUUACAGAUCUCCAAGAAUUAAAUGGACUUGAUAUGGGAAGAAUACUUCAGACUAACGUAUCAUGUUCUAAUAUUWUUGAUCACUUGGCCUUAGAAAUGAGAAGGAAGAUUGCUAUGGACAUUGUGAAAAAUAAUAGAAAAAUUUGUAUUUUAGUUGAUGAAUCCACAACAUUAAGUAAAAAAUCUAUGUUAGUUAUAUGUUUACGUUKUGCAGUUGGUGAACUUAAUGAAGUAUACACAUUUUUGUUUGAUAUUGUUGAAGUAUCAAAUACUUCAGCUAAAACUAUAAAAGAUUCUAUAUUACAAGUAUUGGAAAAAUAUGGUAUGGACACUCAUUUUUUGAAAAAAAAUUUAAUUUCUUUUGUAAGCGAUGGAGCUUCAAACAUGUUAGGCCGUAAAGCAGGAGUUGGUGUAUUAUUACAGAAAAGUUUUCCUCAUAUUAUACUUUGGCAUUGUUGUAAUCACCGUCUAGAACUUGCUGUUGCGGAUUGUUUAAAAGAAGUAAGUGGAAUUAAUCAUUUCCAAUCAUUUAUUGAAAAACUAUACUCACUGUAUCACAUGUCACCAAAAAAUAUGAAUGAGUUGAAAGAAUGUGCUAAUUCCAUUGAUCAACAGUUAUUAAAAAUAGGUAAAAUAUUUACAAUUAGAUGGGUAGCUUCAAGUCUUCGGACAAUAAAAGCUGUUUGGAAUAACUUUGAAUCUCUUUUUCAACAUUUUUCUAAUGCAAUAAUGGAUGAUCAAAGGAGCUCUAAAGAAAAAGCAAA
Messenger RNA from Diuraphis noxia (Russian wheat aphid), 1142 nucleotides. Its product is annotated as E3 SUMO-protein ligase KIAA1586-like. The record is from RefSeq and is a predicted model, not a curated record. Lineage: Eukaryota; Metazoa; Arthropoda; Insecta; Hemiptera; Aphididae.